AUGGAACAACAAGUUGAACAACUCAGAAAUUAGUCUGUUUAAUCGACUUUUGAAGCGAGUAAACCAAAAAGACCUUAUCAAAAAAUUUCUUAAGAAACACGAUCUCAAAUUCUCCACGCCUUGACAGUCGAGAGGUUGUCUUUAUGCAAUGUAAGUGGAUUUUUCUAUCUGAAUAGGUGGCUGAAAUGUUUAAAACGAAGGCGUGCACCUGCAAGGCAAUUUUACAAACGUACGAGCAGGAAGGCAGAAGGGAGAAAAAGACGAGCAGAAGAGAGAGAGUAGAGAUAGACUCACACCUUAAAAUAAUUGUAGUAGAUCCUUUGGGGCGAUCGAACGAAGAAUACAUUAAUAUAAAACAUUCUAAAGUAUAUAAAAUAAACUUAUUAAAAUAUUUUAGAUGUAUACCGAAGAAAAAGAUCUAAGUAGAAAGGAAGAAAAAUAACUCAAAAGAAGACUCUAAUAAGAAAUCUUAGCCCAACUGGAAGAACUGCAAACUGGCUGUUACAAUGUAUAAUAGACAAUCUCGAAGGAGAAUACUUCCGAUGAAAAGGCUCCAGAAAAUAUUGCGCGAGGAGUCAACAUGAGUUUAUAAUUAAUUUAGUCGAAAUUAAAAAUGGACGGUGUCAGUCUGGGUAAGUAAGAAACAAAAAAGUUAAAGGAACUAAAAAAACAUUAGUAAUUAACUAAAUUGGAAGAAUUAGUAAAGGUUGAAGAAGGAAAAAGCAAUUAGAAUUCUUUUAUUUAGUAAGAACAAAAAUUUGAAAUCCCAAAGUCAAAUGGUUAAUAGGAAUUGGGAUAGAAUUACAGUAAAAUUAAGCAAUUUAUAGAAAGUGUUAAUUCAAAAUCAUAAGUAAAUCCAUAAAUUAUUGAUAAAUUAAACUACUUAACAAAUGAAACUAUUUUCUAAAUGAGUCUGAAAUAAAGAUUGUAAGACAAGGAUUUUUAAGUAUCAAUUUUAAAACACAAUGUUUCUAGAUACUUAAAAUAAUAUUUUUUUAGUAAUUGA
Messenger RNA from Paramecium octaurelia, 1006 nucleotides. NCBI's taxonomy places the organism in Eukaryota, Ciliophora, Oligohymenophorea, Peniculida, Parameciidae. The record is from the annotation of a GenBank genome assembly.